Molecule: messenger RNA, 974 nt
Organism: Cuscuta epithymum
Lineage: Eukaryota; Viridiplantae; Streptophyta; Magnoliopsida; Solanales; Convolvulaceae
Source: the annotation of a GenBank genome assembly
CCCACUUCUACGCUGUGGAACACUCAUUGGGAAAGGCUGAGUGAGUCAUAAGGAGACGGAGACUUCCGUCUUCACUAUUCAGUGGAACAAAGUCACAGCCGGUGGGAACGAGUAUACACUUAUAGACAUCGAAGAACGGAACGCCAAGUCGCCGACUCGCUGACCGCCCUGCCGCCGACUCUUGGCCGCCUCCUGCCCUGCCCCUGCAAGUGUCAAGUGCUCAGUCGAUCACUCCCCACUUCAUCAGCCUUCUGGUGCCUCCGCUCUGCUUACUGCGAUUCAGCGCUUCACGCUUCAGCCUGCUAGAUUGUCAGCUCAGCAUGGUGGGGUUCAAGAAUAGAUACAUGGUAAUGGAAGUAUUUUUGGAUCCAAAUAAGGACAUUGUGGGAAAUGACCCUAUUAUUAUCACACAAUUCAAUCUCUCAAAAUCUAUCAAAGAUAGCAUUCUGGUGAACUUUGGAGAGUGUGGUCUAGCCUCUUCGCUCAACUCAUUUCAAGUGAAGUAUGUCAACCCUAUAACAAAAGUUUUCAUCAUCAGAGCAUCCAGGGAAGAUUAUAAAGAAGUUUGGGCUGCAAUCACCUUAAUUAGGAAUAUAGGGAACUGCCCUGUGGUAUUCAACUUAUUGGAUCUGAGUGGAAGUAUCAAGGCCUGCAAAAAUGCUGCUUUGAAGUGUGAAAUGUCAAAGUUUGAGCACUAUAAGUUGCUAGGUGGAAGCAAUCUUAAUGGAGAUGUGGAGCAGCAGAUGACUAAUUGUCUUGAAAAGAUCAAAGUUUUGGAGCACUGAAAUAUGAAACAAGUGUAAUCCUCCAUUUUUGUUUUCAUUCAUCACUGAUAAUGCCAUUUUCCCUAUUCCCUAUUUUCGCUAUACACUAUCUAUAUAAGGAAAGGUUUCUAUAUUAAGAAGGUGAAAAGACUUUUAUAUUAAGAUCCAAAUAUGUGUUGGAGCUUAAAACCAUUCAAAUUACACAGAAAU